Messenger RNA from Capsicum annuum, 1224 nucleotides. RefSeq names its product peroxidase 3. NCBI's taxonomy places the organism in Eukaryota, Viridiplantae, Streptophyta, Magnoliopsida, Solanales, Solanaceae. The coding region runs from base 55 to 1050 and encodes 331 amino acids. Gene Ontology annotation, molecular function: peroxidase activity; heme binding. The transcript is spliced from 4 exons. The record is from RefSeq and is a predicted model, not a curated record. Gene Ontology annotation, biological process: hydrogen peroxide catabolic process; response to oxidative stress. Gene Ontology annotation, cellular component: plant-type cell wall; plasmodesma.
CAAAUAAAAAAGUCUUUCAAAAGUUGUAAAAAACAGUACUACUAAUUAAUUAAAAUGGCUAAAUUUGGUGAUUUGAGUAAUUUUCUAGUGUUGUACAUUUUACUAGGAAUAGUGCGUUCUAGCCAUGCUCAGUUACAGCUCAAUUUCUAUGCCAAAAUCUGUCCACAAGCAGAGAAGAUAAUUCAGAAUUAUGUGCAAAAGCAAAUCACAAAUGCCCCAUCUCUUGCAGCUGCCCUGCUCAGGCUGCAUUUCCACGAUUGCUUCGUCAGGGGUUGUGAUGCUUCUGUACUGCUGAAUUUCACUCCGAGCACGAAAAAUCAGACUGAAAAAGUGGCUGUUCCUAAUCAAACGCUGAGAGGCUUCUCAUUCAUCGAUGGUGUGAAGAAAGCAGUUGAAGCUGAAUGCCCUGGAGUUGUCUCUUGUGCUGAUAUUGUUGCCUUAGUUGCUAGAGACUCUGUUGUGGUUACAGGAGGCCCUUACUGGAAUGUUCCAACUGGUAGAAGAGAUGGAAGAGAUUCAAACGCCUCGGAAGCCUUGGCAAACAUCCCUCCUCCGACAAGUAACUUUUCCAGUCUCCAGACAUCUUUUGCUAGCAAGGGUCUUGACCUAAAAGACUUGGUCCUAUUGUCUGGUGCACAUACCAUUGGAAUCUCUCACUGCCCGUCAUUUUCAUCACGUCUAUACAAUUUUACGGGAAUUUGGGGGAAACAAGAUCCAUCUCUAGACAGCGAAUAUGCAGCUAAUCUUAAGACGAAGAAAUGCAAAUCAAUCAAUGACAAUACGACAAUUGUUGAAAUGGAUCCUGGCAGUUCCGGUAAAUUUGAUCUUAGCUACUUUCAGCUAGUGCUAAAGAGAAAAGGGCUAUUCCAAUCUGAUGCAGCCUUGACAACAAGUGCGACAACAAAGUCAUUCAUCAAUCAGCUAGUACACGGAUCACUCAAACAAUUCUAUGCCGAAUUUGGUGUAGCCAUGGAGAAAAUGGGCAAGAUUGAAGUCAAGACCGGCUCUGUUGGUGAGAUUAGGAAGCAUUGUGCAGCUGUGAAUAGUUAAGAGAUGUCUUUUGCCUUUGUUCCCAACUUCCAAUAUUCGUGAGUUUGUAUUUUGUAUGUAACCUUUGUGUGAAUGAUUCGGGAUAACAUGUAUCAUUUCUUUUUGUAGUUAUCCCAACUUAUUCUUGUAUAUUGAUGUUUUUUCUUGAAAUAAAACUAAGCUGCCAAAAACUGC